Messenger RNA from Prorocentrum cordatum, 417 nucleotides. NCBI's taxonomy places the organism in Eukaryota, Dinophyceae, Prorocentrales, Prorocentraceae. The record is from the annotation of a GenBank genome assembly.
AUGACGGCGACGACAGCGAGUACGACCGCUACGAGUGGUACUACCACGCAUUCAAGCACCACAGCAGUGAGCAGCAGCGUGAGCGUGGUCGAGACGAGCAGCGCGACUUCAGUCGGUCCGGUUUCAAGUGACACGCAGUCAAGCAGCACCACGCUGGCAACCAAUACCGCGAGCAGCGGCACGUCGCUGACGGGCACGACGGUGUCAGGCAGCAGUACGUUGACCGAGACAAGCACUUCUACGGCCAGUUCGAGGGGUACCAGCAGCACGACGGCAUCGUCGAUUACCAGGACUUCCAGUGUCUCGGUGACUGAUAGUUCGUCUCAGACGAGCAGCAGUGUGACCUCGAGCAUACGGUCACGAGCAGUUCGGGCACGAGCACUCGGACGGCGACGACGGCGAGUCCGACCAUCAUGA